AUGUCUUAUCCUCAGUGCGAUAGCUACUUUGUGGAAACGCACGACAAUGGUUACUACGCAGCACAAGCGGAAAGCAGGGAACGAACCAAACUUGUCAACCGAGCACGGCAAAAUGGGAUCGCAGCUGAGCUGUCGAAAAUAGCGAGCGAAGAGUACAAGGACGAUGUCCUGGAACACAUGGAGCAGAUGGAGGCCGAGACACUUCCAGAUGUCGCCUCUAUAGACAUUCAAACCGAAAUCCAGUGGUUCAUGCGACCGUACCUGCUCGAUUUCUUGAUUGAGGCUCACUCGGCUUUUCAGCUUUUGCCGGAGACACUGUUCCUCGCCAUUAACCUUCUGGACCGCUACUGUUCGAAACGGGUUGUUUACAAGCGUCACUACCAGCUAGUCGGCUGUGCUUCACUGCUUGUCGCUGCCAAGUAUGGUGAUCGCAAGGACCGAAUUCCGACCAUAUCAGAACUCAAGUCUAUUUGCUGCUCACUUUACGAUGACGAUAUGUUCAUACAGAUGGAGUGGCAUGUCCUGCAAACCCUCAACUGGAUCAUUGGUCAUCCUACUGUGGACAACUUUAUCCAACUUCUGCUUUCCGAAUCCACCUAUGAUCCCGAAGUCGAGCAUAUGACCCGCUACAUUUGCGAGAUUUCCCUGUUCCACAAGGAAUUUGUCUCUAUUCGACCGUCAGUCUUGGCCAGAUCUGCGUUGGCACUGGCGAGGUGCAUCCUGGGUCGUGUGCAGCCUCAUCAGUCUGAAUGGGCAGGACAAUACGAUUCUCUUACCGUCGUUACCCUUUCUCAACAACUGCACCGACCAACCACUGUGCUCGCUAGAAAGUACGCCUCAUCUCACCUAUCCCACGUGUCCAGGAUUAUGGAAGAGUUUUUACUGCGGCAAGCCUCCAUUGCCAAGCGCUAUGCGCCGCCUACGCCCCAGUGCGAGACGCCAAGCGAGCAGAAGUUGGAGCUUUUGGGUGAAUUCGGUCCCCAUACGCCUGAGAAGGGUCAUUAUCCCUUGUCGAUGCCCAGUGGUUACAUGACUCCCCCUAUUACCCCCAAUGGCGGCAAUUUCGAAGCUUCGCAACACGAAAAAGCCUACGGACCAGGACGUCGUACGGCGUCUCCGCAACAGACUGUCCAUCAACCUCAGCAAUACACGGAGUACACGUACCAGCAAAGCGCUUGGUAG
Molecule: messenger RNA, 1182 nt
Organism: Xylona heveae TC161
Lineage: Eukaryota; Fungi; Ascomycota; Xylonomycetes; Xylonales; Xylonaceae
Product: G1/S-specific cyclin CLN2
Exons: 2
Coding region: 1-1182 (393 amino acids)
Biological process (GO): regulation of cyclin-dependent protein serine/threonine kinase activity; mitotic cell cycle phase transition
Cellular component (GO): nucleus; cyclin-dependent protein kinase holoenzyme complex; cytoplasm
Molecular function (GO): cyclin-dependent protein serine/threonine kinase regulator activity
Source: RefSeq, a predicted model, not a curated record